AUGGCUGCCGAGAUUGUGGUUUAUGUUGAUGAAUGCAUCUUGCAAGAGAACCGCCAAGGGGAACAGCCUUCGAGAAACGUCAUCUCCUUCAGCCAUGACGACAUGAAAGCAUUUGGCGCUAAGGUUAUGCAAAGACAGCGAGAUUGGAUCAGAAAUAUGCGCGUUCAACUUGGACAUUUGCAGUGGGCCAUGCAGGCUGCUGCUGCUGAAAGUAACUUGGGUACACUUGCAGACAAUGUGAAGUUCCAAUGCUCGUCGAUAAUAGAUACGACACCAAAGAAGAACAGAACCAUUGAGAGUAUGAUAGCCAACGCGUCCUUCUUGAUUGCCAUCGGAGAGAUCUUCGAUAACUGCAUACAGUACGUGCUCCUCAACACAGAAGUCGACGUCAGGAAAAUCCAGUGCAAGCUCAACCUGGAUGAAGGCACUUUGGUCAUCGAGGACAACGGGGUGGGAUGUGCGGAUCCCAAAGAGAUGCUUGUCAUCGGAUCUGGUCAAGACUCUUCCAAUGGGUCUUACAACCCGCAUUGCGCGUCCCUCAAGCGCUACUUGUGCGGGACUUUUUGCCGCUACGGGUGGGGCUCCAAAGUAGCUUGCAAUGCUCUUGGGGAGAGAUAUGUCAUCAGCAGCAAGACCAGGAACAGCGUGGUUGUGCGGAUGGUGGAAGAGUUCAAGAAGACAGCCUGGCAAGCCGUGGAGAAGGUCAGGUCCUGCGAUACCCAUGAACUUGCAGGGUCGAGCUUCUGUAAGAUUGAGAUUGAAGGCUUCAAGAAUCACUUUUUUGCCGGGAGCGAUCGGCCUUUUUCGCAGGAAUCCUUCGACGUCUGUCUGAGGAACUUGCUGGGAAUUUAUUUCAUGUACUUGGGCAGGGAAAAGACAGGAGCGAAGAGGUUUGCAGAAAAGGUCUCGAUGGAGGCGGGUCAAUCGUGUUUGAUGAGUCCGACUGAACCUCUUAUCGGCACGAUAGCGAGCGCGUUGCAAGGAGACAUGGACAGUCUAAAACAGAUGAUGCGAAGUUACACUAGCGUGGAGAACUCAAACUACAGUCAGAUCGACGUCAGUUUUUCAGUCAUCUACCAGGAGAUUGAAAGAAGCUACAAUCUAGUGGACUUGGAUUGUUGCCUGAACACUGUCCUGGGUGAUCAAGCAAAGGAUUGCUUUCCGAUAUACCUCAGGAUCGAAGAUGAAGAAGACCCAGAAUGUCCCAUCAUUGUCACAGGCGCCGUCUUCUACUUCCCAUAUGUCAACCAUGAGAACACGGUCCCUCGAGUGGACAAACUGCACAAGCAUCCAUGCACCGAGAACAGGCAUUUCAUGACGUUCUGGAUGGGACGUUGGCUUCCAUACGAGGAGUAUGUCCCUGAGUUUAUGAAGCGCCCAGACAAGGCUUUGUCCCCUUCACAACCUCCAAAGCGAUGUUUUGAACGCACCUUCGGGCUGCUCUUUGUCGAUCGUGGGAUCGAGCCAGAUGGCAGCAAGACGAAGUUGGACAAGGGAAAGAAGAUGUUCAAGAAGAUGGAUGAGGCCUUCGCGCUCGAGGACCGCAAGAAGGCCUUCGAAUCAUGGGUAAAGGAGUGUCACUUGGCACACGACGAGGAAGUCUAUUUUGUGGGGAACGAUCCGAAAUACUUGCAUGAAUUGAAGAUGUCAGAGCAUAACAAAAUCACUUUGUGCAAAGUCAAAUAUCAGGCCGGUGAUUUCGUGGAGUUGUUCAUGGAAACCAGGCAAGGACCUAAGACUGUUGGGCAGAUAGUGAGAUUUCUGCAAGAAGAUCACUUUUCCAAGAACAAACCAAGAGGCGAGGUGGAGCUGAGAAUUUUGGACUUUAAGAACAAGAUGAAUGAUGUAAAAUCUUUCAAGCUCUCCUCUUAUUUCCUCAGGAAGUUGACUGAUGCGGAAUGGGAAGAGUACAAGAAGAAGAAUGACGAGCAAAUUAUCAGAACCAUCUCGAUUGAACUCCAGCAACCUGUUCAAGCCAGCCGGAGUAUUCGAUUUCCUCGUCUGGUCUAUAAAAAUUCCCAAGGUGCUGUCAUCAUGACGUACCAUCCCAAGAUCCGAGCAACGUUGAAAGCCUUGAGUAGCGGGCAGGAGAAGACUUUCGAGAUAUCGCAACAUGCCUGGCCACCACACAUUGUCGACUCUUUGACAGUCGCGGACUCUUACACUUUGACUCUUGAGCCCCACCACACUGAAAUUCCAUUCGAUUGUCAGCCAAAGACCUUUUGUGUUGUACCUGGAGAAAUGUCCAAGAUCUCUUCUGUUUCAGGCAUCUCCAAUGACAGUGUUGAAAUAGGAAAGAAAAUCACGAUCACUUUUUGCUUGCAGGAUUCUUUCAAUAACUUGAUAGAUGUCAAAGCUGUUUCCCCAGAAGUUGAUAUCAUUUUCAAUCAGAAUCAAUCUCUGCCAUUCAAAUUGAAAUUUGUUGAAAACUCAGUGGAGAUCUACGAUCUUCGCAUUACUUGUAAAGUUGGCAAACACAAUCUCAGUAUCAGAGCGAGAGAUAGGCGCAAUGGGAUUCCGAUCUCGUCUGAUUUCUCAAUCACUGCUACCCACGGAGCUCCCUUUGCGAUACACACGGAAACUGAUUGGACCGAGCAUGUCAACUACUCGAACCAUCCCCCUGUCAACGUCACUUUGAAAGAUGUCUCCGGAAAUCUGUGCGAGAGGCGGGAGGGAAGGCUUGUUGUGACUAGCCCCGACCUUCUCUUUGCGAAUAACACUCACUGGGAGUCAGUAGAGGUGCGGAAAGGGAUCUGCUGCCUUGCAAGCUCGUGUACGAGCUCCCUCUUCUCCUGCGCCCGGGCGAUGGAGGAUCCCUCGGUCGUGACUCACGAUGACAUGGUGCGAUUCGAGGAAAUCUUGCAGCAGCAAUCGACUCCAGUGGCGGCGGUGCACAUGGUCCAUGGCUUCUUCCAAGUCGGUGACUGCGUUGUUCUCGACACAGAGCAAGAGCUUGCUGUCGGAGACCCUCGGAAGACUCGACCCAAGUGCUCCUUCCUCGCAACGAUCCAGUCAAUCUUCAAGGUUGAAGGGAUGGAGAAGGUCGGGAUUUGUGUCCGGUACUUCUCGGACGAGAGACAGGAUCCUCGAUUACUCACGCUUACCGAGAGGUUUCAGAACCUCGACCCGAUCGCAAUCACCAGCCGAUGCUUCGUCUUUCAUGACUCGCUCCGAAACACCCUCGACCCUGCUUCGCUCUGCGACAACGUCUACUUCUGCGACUCCGAUGAGUUUCCCAAGACUCUGAGGAGCAACGUCGACCUGCUCUACGAGUUUGAGGGCUCGUUGCUGCAUCGGCGGUUGUCUGUGCCUCUGAUAGUCAGCAGAUCUCCGCGACGGUUCACUCUGUCCCGAUCCGAGAUGGACUUGCCGUGUAGGAACUCAAAGGUCGAUAUCAAGGUCAGGCACGGGGACCUCAUCUCUGACUUUCUCCUUGUUGCAACCGACGAGGCCAACCAGCCUUGCGUUGGAACCGUCACGGCCAUGUCAGAUCUCAAGGUAGAGACGAGUUGGUCUACUGCCGGCCCUCAGUUCUACAGAACGGCUGUCGAGAGAGCCUGCCAGCUGCCCCCGUUGCUGGUGCAGGCAAGUCAGCAGCACUCGAUCUCGGUGUUUUCCUGCCAGGCAGAGGCCCCCUCCUCUAGCCAAGCAGAAAGGCGAUUGUUUCAUUAUGAUGUGAACGUGGAGGUCUUGGCUGGGGAUCCCCACACCCUCACGAUCAUCUCGGUGUCGAAGAAUUCGAAAGCUACUGGAAACAAGACACUGAAAGGUGUCAAGGCAGGAGAAAGCUAUGUCCUAGAGGCGAAGAUCCUAGACAAGAACGGGCAUGAGAUCGUCCCGCUUCAGAACCAGCGUCUGGACGAGCGGAUCUCGUUCACCUUCGAGCAGGACGAGCAGCCUGCUGUCAACAUCUCCCUUUACGAUGAUUACAAUGCAGUCCUCCAAGGUCGCGAUGCCUGCGGCAACAUUACCAUCCUGGGCUCAAAGCUGCGCGUCAAGAACUGGCGAAUCUACGGGAGGCCAGGCAAAGGCUCACUGAAGCUCGGGAUGAGCCUGCACGUGAGCGAGGGGACGAGGAGCCAAAAGACUUUCGUCCUCCACCCCGCGGGCUACGAGCUGGAGCUCGAGCCUGGGGAUUGCAACGCUAUCCUCUGCAUCAAUCCGGAGAGCCAGGAGGGCCUCGAUGUGACUUGUCCAAGCAUGGCAGACUAUGAGUGUGACUUGCGAUUUUACGUUGCGGACAGCUCGGGGAACAACUUGUCCUCCCGAUGGCAGCACGAUCUUGACCUUCAAGUUCACAACCAGAGGGUCAAGCUGGAGAAGUUGACCGAUGCUCAGCAUGGGGAGGUGUACAGGCUGUCAAAGAUCCCUCCCCUGCCAUCUGGAAAUUACUAUCCUCACAUCGUCUCGAAGCGCAUUAAGAGCUUCACCUUCAACAUCACCGUCAACGCCAGGAACUCCGUCACGCGGGUGUCAGUCACGUUCGAGCAGGAUGAGAAGCAUCUCGAGGUCAUGUCAAAUGAUCAGAUGAUGGUCGCCAAGUUUGCGGCGAAGGUCCAGCUGCACACCGAGGACGGCAACCAUCUGGAUGACCUCGACACCGACAUGCCGCACGUGAAGCUCUACUCCCACGGGCAGACCAUCCCUUACGUGCCCACCUGUUUCAAGGACAACUGCCUUGAGCUGACGUUCACUCGCUCCCAGCUCGGUCCCCACGAGAUUUCAGUGGAGUUCACGGACACGAGGUCCUCGUACGACGAGAACAAGGUCAGUUGCGACGGUCGUGUCGUUGUCAAGCCAGGGCCAGUGGAGCAGCUGAAUUUGAGGUAUUCCAAGGCAGAGGGCGACGAGCUCCUCUGGAACUUCGACGUGACGGCCUGGGACCGCGAGGCCAACUCGACGAGCUUUCACCAGCGAUCGGAUUGGCAGGCCUGCGUGCUACCGUGCCUGGACCAAGAGGACAACUUCAAACUGGAGGCUAGUCAAGUCACUCUCGAUGCUCAGACCCCGAGCAGGGACAGCAGCUUCAGGCUUGUUCCCCUGACUCAUCCAGCCCGCGAGACGUCUGCCAGUAAGAUCUCCUUCAAGAUCAGCACGAAUGUCGAGCUCCUCCGCUCUAUCAGCGAGAUUCCUGUCAGCGCGUUGCUCCCUGCACCCUCCGCCUCCGCCAUGGUCGAUGACACCGAGAGCAGCUGUCCUCUCGAUGAGGGGGGGAGAUCACCCAGUGUCAAGCAGGAGCAGGAGGCCGCGGCUAGCGUCCUUGACAGUCGAGUCAAGGAGACGCAGAGGCUUCGACGUCGGCUGGCCGAGGAGAGGCAGACCAUCUCCAACUCCAUUUCUCAGCUGCCCCAGAAAGCAAGAGUCUGUCAGCCGAUCAAGGAGAUCUGGGUGGAAAUAAAAGACAGAGAAGACAAUAAGUUGUUGAAGUCAGACUGCAACAGGUUUGGAAACAGCUGCAACGUUCUGCGGGAUGUGUUUGAGCAAAGGCUGAAGGCGAUAGAAGACAUGUACAGCCAACUUCGAUACCCGGAGUGCAGUCACCGGGUCAAGAUCCCCAAGAAGGCUGACGUGCUAGGAUGUGUUGCGUCCUUGUUUGUCGUUGAUGACCCGAGGGCCGCAGACAUUCAGAUUGCCAUCUCCACAGCCUUCGGCGACGAGCUCAACUGCGUCCUGCUGACGAAGACCAGCAGAGGCACCAGCAGUCAGAUGGAGCAGAUCCGCACCUCCUCCGGCUUCAGCGUCGUCAAGGUCAUGACCCUCUCCGAGCUUGACAGGCUCCCCGACGCCGCGAUCCCUCUGGAUGAGCCUGACCUCUCCCCGGAUGGAGCGUACGGGAGAGCCAGCCAGUUUGUGGUGCCGGCGCCACCAAGGAAGGAGAAGGAGGAGACGCGGGGGAUGCUGCGGAGGUUCGCUCGGCACUUCUUCGGGAAGCUGAUCCUGUUCGAGAGGUCAGAGGAGGCGGGGAGUUACUUCGAGAGUUCAGUACAGGAAGGUGAGAUGGUUGUCGGCCUUGACAAGCCCACCGAGGUCAGAGUGUGGGACGGGAGCCUGGCAGUGGGGGGUCGUGAGCUGCAGACGAGGGUGGGGGUGGUGGACAAGAUGCGGUCAAACCAGUACUGUCAAGUCAAGGGGCAGCGAGCUCAGCUCGAGAGGAUCCAGGGCCAGCUGAAGGACAUCAUUGCGAGCUGCGACAAGAUAGAGGAAGACGAAGGGAGGCUGCAGGAGCUGGGAAUGACAACACCCGAGAGGAGGGGAGGGGAAGGGAGCACAGCAGACAUGAUGAGCGGGGAAGCAACGCUGCUGAGGAAGCGGGAGGAUGGCCAGGAGCAGCGGGGAAGGAGAGUGAAGCCUCGCAGGUUGUAG
Molecule: messenger RNA, 6363 nt
Organism: Guillardia theta CCMP2712
Lineage: Eukaryota; Cryptophyceae; Pyrenomonadales; Geminigeraceae
Exons: 7
Coding region: 1-6363 (2120 amino acids)
Biological process (GO): double-strand break repair
Source: RefSeq, a predicted model, not a curated record